AAAAAAAAAGGAACGUGGGCAUGUGAAGUGCAAAGUGACGUUGUGUACCCUGCUACUACCACUACUACUACUAAUCUCUUUCCACGAGAUUCUAGAGGCCGAGUGUAAACAAACAUGGAGGAGGAAGUGGAUAGCGUAACUUUUAAAGAUCUUGGUAUUAUUGAAGAAUUAUGCCUAGCCUGCAAGCAGUUAGGAUGGAAGGCCCCAACAGCUAUCCAAAAGGAAGCAAUUCCAAUUGCUCUGAAAGGGAAGGAUAUCAUCGGGUUGGCUGAAACAGGUUCAGGAAAAACUGGUGCUUUUGGACUUCCAGUACUUCAAGCAUUAAUUGAGCGUCCCCAAAGACUGUUUGCUCUAGUUUUGACUCCGACACGUGAGCUAGCAUUCCAAAUUAAAGAGCAAUUUGAUGCCUUAGGCAAAGCUAUUGGUGUUGCAUGUGUAGUAAUUGUUGGAGGUAUGGACAUGAAUCAGCAGGCUAUGGAUUUAGGCAAACGACCUCACAUCAUAGUUGCUACUCCUGGUCGUCUUGUAGACCAUUUGGAGAAGACAAAAGGCUUUACUUUAAAAGCUCUCAAGUAUUUGGUAAUGGAUGAGGCUGAUCGUAUCUUGAAUAUGGAUUUUGAGGUUGAGGUUGACAAGAUAUUGAAAGUUAUUCCACGUGACCGUUGCACAAUGCUCUUCUCAGCUACAAUGACGAGCAAGGUAAAUAAACUUCAACGAGCACAUUUAAAAGAUCCAGUGAAAGUGGAGGUAUCUUCAAAAUAUCAAACAGUAAGCAAGCUGAAGCAGCAUAUGAUCUUCAUACCCUGUAAGCACAAACACAUUUACUUAGUGUACAUUUUGAAUGAGAUUGGAAACCAGUCUGUCAUCAUCUUUUGUGGUACUCAACAAUCGACUCUGAAAACAGCUCUUAUGCUGAGAAAUCUAGGCUUUACAGCUAUACCUUUGUAUGGCAAAAUGACUCAAAAUAAACGACUUGGUGCACUAAACAAAUUCAAAAUGAAAGAAAGAUCUAUACUUUUAGCAACUGAUGUUGCAUCAAGGGGUCUAGAUAUACCUUGUGUAGAUUAUGUUAUCAAUUUUGAUGUACCUAUGCAUAGCAAGGAUUAUAUUCACCGUGUAGGUCGAACAGCAAGAGCUGGAAGGGCUGGUCAAGCCAUAACAUUUGUUUCUCAGUAUGAAGUGGAGGUAUACCAACGAAUAGAGCAGCUCUUAGGAGUGACGUUAGAUGUCUACCCUACGGUGAAAGAGGAAGCACUUGUUUUAGAAGAGAGAGUUGAGGAGGCUUCAAGAUUUGCCAAAAUGGAAAUGGCUCGUUUAGAAGAAAAAAGUGGAAAGAAAGGGAAGAGAAAGCGUGGAAAUGAUGAGGAUGACACAGAAGAAAGUUUUGGUGUUAGAAAACGCAUUGGUAAGAAGAAAUUCAAGAAGAAAGGUGGUAGGAAUACCAAGUGAAAGCUGGUAGUGUAAUGGUGUAUAUUAUUAUUAUUAUUUUUUCAUCAUGUUUUGUUUUAUAAAAUACUUAUUUAAUGACUUGCUGCAGUUGUUUUGUGUAAACAGCUAAAUAUAUUCAAUUUUUAUAUUACAACACAAAAGUACAGAUGUAUUUAAAGUUGUUAUAAAAAAACAAUUAUGUAUGUAACACAAUUGUAAAGGGCUUAAAAUUCUAGAUAAUUCAUUUUUAAUGGUAAUUGGAAGUAAAAUAUGCUUUGUUUAAAUACCACUACAAGGGUGUUUACUGUAUAAAGGAAGGAAAUGGAUGUAAUAGUUGUAAAUUGUAACUUGAUAUAUUAAACAACAUUCCUGAUUCUAGUGUACAGUUAUAAGGUUUACAUUGAGAACUUGUCUAUUGUCUGUUGUAAAUUAGAAGCAAUAUAAUAGUAACUCAGGACGGUUUGUUGUGUUUUUUCUUUCUGAAAAAAUAUUUGAUUUAAGCCUGUUGCAACAAUAGAUUAAGAUUACCCUGUACAAUAUAUUGUUAGUGGGUCAGUUUAUUUUAGUCUCAAACAAAAUAAAACUAUACUAA
Molecule: messenger RNA, 2020 nt
Organism: Macrobrachium nipponense
Lineage: Eukaryota; Metazoa; Arthropoda; Malacostraca; Decapoda; Palaemonidae
Gene: pths
Product: probable ATP-dependent RNA helicase DDX47
Exons: 10
Coding region: 115-1449 (444 amino acids)
Molecular function (GO): ATP binding; nucleic acid binding; RNA helicase activity
Source: RefSeq, a predicted model, not a curated record